Molecule: messenger RNA, 4191 nt
Organism: Achroia grisella
Lineage: Eukaryota; Metazoa; Arthropoda; Insecta; Lepidoptera; Pyralidae
Product: collagen alpha-1(XVIII) chain-like
Exons: 27
Coding region: 311-3889 (1192 amino acids)
Source: RefSeq, a predicted model, not a curated record
GCUACAGGCCACGUGCACCUCGAUAAGUUGCGCUUAGUUCUUCACGAACUGUGUGGGAGGUUAGCCGCUACAUGAAUAUAAUGUUUCUUCAAUGUCAUGCGCUAUGAGCUUCAUGCAGCGAGAAUACGUAUUCGGUGCCGAUGAGUGAUUUACGCGCGAGUGCCACGUGAUUUUGACAGUCGAAACGGUAUUACCGGUUGGUUGUGUCAGUGACAGUGGCGGGUGUAGGCGAAAGUGUUUUUGAUAACGAUACGACCGGCAAUAAUUUGAAGUGAUGGUCUAAGAUCAAAGAGGCCACACCAGGAUAAUUAUGAAAUAUUACUUGGCGCAAUUUCCGCCGGCUAUGGAGUGUUUUCGAUCCUGGUUUGUGGACUAUUUGGUACUACUGUUCGCGGUCACCUGUGCAGCCAACGAUGGGUUUUAUGGAUUAUCCAAAUUCCAAACUGAUAUACUGGAAUACGACUUGCUACACGCAAUUGGUGUACCAUUCAGCAACCAGAAAACCCAAUAUUUCGAUGAAGGGCUCGAUGGUUUCCCAGCUUAUGGCUUGAAACCAGGCUCUGACAUAAAAUCACCAUACCGCCUAUUCAUGCCGGAGAAAUUGUAUCCCGAAUUCUCAAUAACUGCUACAGUUCGACCCGCAAACAAAGAUGGAGGUUUCCUAUUCUCUGUGGUGAACCCUUUAGAAACAGUUGUUCAAUUAGGGGUUACACUUAUUCCAUCGGGUCCUGGGCUGACAAAUAUAUCAUUAUUAUAUACAGACGCAAAUAUAUAUACACUAUCUCAAACAAUCGCGUCUUUUGUUGUACCGUCAAUUGCAAAGAAGUGGUCGCGAUUCGCGUUAAGGGUUACUACGGAGAAUGUAACUCUGUUCUUCAACUGUCACGAGUUCGACACGAUGGUGGUGAAGAGGAACCCUCUUGAGCUGGUAUUCGACUCUGCUUCUACUUUGUACGUGGGACAAGCUGGACCGAUGAUUGGUGGAGCAUUUCAUGGUGCAUUUCAAGAGCUCAAGUUAUACGAGUCACCGUCUCAGGCAGAAGUGCAAUGUGUCAACACCUUCAAGGAUAUCGGCAGCGGCAACGAUGACGACGAGAUUGACAUAGACAAUUUUUUGGUGGACCAAGAAGAUGGCGACGAGGGUUCGGGCCGCUACGGUACAAUACCGCCUUUUCCUCCCCCACCACCAGGAAUGGACGGGUAUCCAUUGCGGCUUCGAGGCGAAAAAGGCGAACGAGGACCGCGGGGUCCACCAGGUGAAUCGAUUAGAGGUCCCCCAGGACCACCAGGCCCACCAGGUGUACCUGGAACACCUGGCAGCAUUACUGAGUUUUCCGGCUCUGGUGAUGGAGAGCAAGUAUUUGGAGAGAACUACUCGUCUUUUGCACAGUGUGGGUGCAAUUCUAGCACAAUUUUGUCACUUCUGCAAACUGCACCUGAGCUACAAGGUCCGCCAGGACCACCGGGCACAAUCGGGGCUGAUGGAAGAACGGGAGAGCCUGGUAUCACUGGUCAACCAGGUAAACAAGGAGAACGUGGACCGAUCGGCCCUAGCGGCGAGAAGGGGGAACGUGGAGACAUCGGACCCAGAGGACCAGAAGGCCCAGCAGGAUCAAAAGGAGAGGCUGGAGUAGAUGGAAGGACCGGAAGUCCAGGACCGCCAGGACCACCUGGUCCUCCAGGAUCGUCCGAGUAUAACAAUUUCGACGAGUCCCUUGUGGGGUCGUAUGGUGGUGACUUGGGUAGAACUGGGCCACCAGGACCAAAAGGAGAUGUAGGCCAACCUGGACCAAUUGGACCUCAAGGAGAGAGAGGCUUUCCAGGGCAAAAAGGAGAGAGAGGACAGCCAGGAUUAUUAGGACAUAAGGGAGAACGGGGUCAUGCUGGACCGCGUGGUGAUAUUGGACCAAAAGGAGAAACAGGAAAUCCUGGAUUCGAUGGUCGUCCGGGAAUACCGGGUGCUAAUGGCCGCCCUGCAGAGAAAGGCGAAAAAGGAGAACGUGGCUUACCCGGCCCGCCCGGCUCAGCAAUUCCAUCUAGUCUAUUCAGCUCAGAGGAUCCCGAAUUUCUAACAACUGGUCGUGCGGGAAUAGCGGGAGCAAAAGGCGAUCCUGGUGAAAAGGGUGAAAAAGGUAGUCGAGGAAGUGAUGGUACUCCGGGUAUCCCCGGGAAAGACGGUGUAUCUGGUGAAAGAGGAGAUAUUGGACCAUCAGGCAUGCCAGGGGUAUCCGGCCCUCCAGGAUCCCCAGGUUUAAAAGGAGAAAGAGGAGAGCGUGGACCGCCAGGACCUAUUAGUGUUACUUCCUCUGCAUCAGACAUCCUUACUAUAAAGGGUGACAAGGGAGACGCUGGUCUUCGAGGACGCCGAGGACGGCCUGGGCCAGCAGGACCGCGUGGUUUACAAGGAUUACAAGGUGUACCUGGACCACCAGGACGACCUGGAGAUAUUGGCAUACCGGGAAUAGUAGGCAAACCGGGUAUGUUCGGACCUCCAGGAGUAACCGGUCCAACAGGGCCGAAGGGAGAGAAGGGCGACCCUGGAGUCAAUAUCCUGGAUGUGUCUAUGUUCAAAGGUGAAAAAGGAGAACCCGGGCUCGAUGGAUUGCCAGGGCAAACUGGCGACGAAGGUCCACCAGGGCCACCUGGACCACCAGGAGCUGUGGUUGAACCAAUUCGGUAUAUUCCGGGACCACCUGGACCGCCCGGUCCUCCAGGUCCCGCGGGAGUACCGGGUGUGUCUAUUGUAGGACCUAAGGGAGAACCUGGCCUGAGCUAUUACGAUGAACAUCCUGUUCAUGGAAAUACCAAAUUUUAUGGCAGACCAGUCCCAAAGAGCCCUAUAGAUGAACUCAAAGCUCUUAGAGACAUGGAUAGAAGUAGAGGCAUGGCAUUCUCGACUCCUGUUGGAUCGCAGCCCAAUCAUGCUGAGGAGACGAAAAAUGAUAAAACAAUACCUGGUGCUGCUGUAUUCCAAACAACGGAAGAAAUGAUGAAGUUAGCGGCUUCUAGUCCAGUUGGAGCGCUGGCUUAUGUUGUAGAGGAACAAGCGUUAUUUGUUAAAGUGAAUUCUGGAUGGCAAUACGUUUUGCUGGGUUCAUUAGUGACUCAUUCCCCACCCCCAUCAGUACCUGUAGCUCCGACUACACCACCAGCCAAAUUCCCCUUGCCUGCUGCAAGUUUAGUACACGUGCAGGCCAUGCCUAAUUCAGUAGAGAACUCCAUAUCCUACACAGGACCUAACAUUCGACUCGUAGCUCUCAACGACCCAAUGCCAGGCAAUAUGCACGGUGGUCUGCGACGAGUUGAUUACGCGUGCUAUAGACAAGCGAGGAGAGCCGGGUUGCGUGGCACUUUUAGAGCAUUUAUUACAAACAGAAUACAAAAUCUAGACUCGAUAGUGCGCUACUCAGACAGAGAGUUGCCUGUCAUGAAUAACCAAGGAGAAGUUCUAUUUAAGUCCUUCUCUGAAAUAUUUGAUGGAAAUGGUGGUGUGAUGGUCGGAACGCCUAGAAUAUUCAGCUUUAGUGGAAAAAAUAUCAUGACUGAUACACAUUGGCCCCAGAAAAUUAUAUGGCAUGGCGCACAUGCUAGCGGAGAAAGAGCAUUCGAUGCAUUCUGCGACGAAUGGCAGAGUAGUGAACCUACCAGCAGAGGCAUGGCCGCCUCUUUAUAUUCUCAUAAACUACUCUCACAGGAGAGACAUUCCUGCAACAAUCACUUUGUUGUGCUUUGUGUGGAAGCUACUUCAAAUGCAAGCAAAAGAAGUAAAAGAGAAACAAGAAGAUAUAACUCGACCGGAUUAUUAGACGAAGAAGAUUACAUGUACAAUGCCGACGAAUAUCAACAACUACUGAAUGAAAUAUUUGCUCAACCGUACAGAGAAAACUAAUACCUAUUCGGCUAGAUUUAAAGUAUAAACCAAAAUAACACUACAGAAUAAGUUAAGAGUGUCACCGCAUUGGUACGAAAUGUAUUAUUGUAUUGAAAGUUUGAGAUUAUUCAAAUCAAGUGGGUAGAGCUUGGUGUUCAUGUGAGAUUCCUAUUAUAAUAAGGGUAUAUUUAAGCAAUCGUAUAUCACUAAGACAUUAUAUAUAUUGCUUAUAACAAGUACUUAUAGUCACAUCUAGAUAUGCAUUUUGUCAUUAUUUCUGUUGCUAAUAAAUAUUGUAAAUAUUUGUUUUUUUCGUAGUA